AUGGUGGUCCGCGAGGGAGAUGGCGUCCGGAUCGCCCAUGAGAGACGGCUGACCACAUCGUCGUUGCGAAAUCGGAUGAGAAAGGGGGGUGAGAUCACGGGCUUUGAUCAGGUCACAAAGCCGUAUAUCCUCCGUGACGGAGCCGCGAAGGCUUACAACGAGAGCCCGGAUAUAAGUGAUUCCCUUCCAAACCUGAUGCUCCAGCACGCCAGCAUCGAUACAUUCGUCAAACACUAUCUGGAUCGAAACAUCACCACCGAUGUUCUCAGCAUCUACCGUGGCCUCGAGCCGCAGAAAGCGCUAAUGAGGAUGGUGUGCUCGAUGAGCCGGUCCAUCGACCCCCGCCGUCCAUGGGAGCUGACGCCGGAGCAGUCGAGAUCGGUGAACUACCUUUCCCACAUCCCCAAAGAUCUCUUGGAGGGUUGA
Molecule: messenger RNA, 426 nt
Organism: Paracoccidioides brasiliensis Pb18
Exons: 2
Coding region: 1-426 (141 amino acids)
Source: RefSeq, a predicted model, not a curated record